CGAUCGGUCGCACGCUCGCGAGGUACGUGCGUGGUGCAGGGAAUCGUAAGACGUAGGCGCACACGUGGUGAGAGGGAAAAGGAGAGAAGAUCCCUCCGGACCCGUUCCACGCUUUCUCUCUCUCUCUCUCUUUCUCUCUCUCUUUCUUUUUCCUUUCGCGAUCGAUGUUAUCUCGCGACGAGGAUCCUUCUUGCGCGCGAGAAAGUGGCCGGCUCCUUGAGAUCACGAUCGAACCCGCGGAAAAGCGCGAGUGCGGUUUUCUCGGCGAUAUCGAUUGGUCACGCAGCUUCAAUUCGGUGAUUAUUAUGCCCGUUGAUCUGUGAGAUUCCAAACGCAAAGAAGAGACAACGGAAAAAGGCGGAAGAGACUGCACGGAAGAGUCUUCACGGGCGUAGGAUUGAAGAAAGGGGGGUAUAGAGGGUCAUCAGAGAAAGAUGGGGCGAUUACUCAUAUGGAUGCACUUCUUGCUGUUAACCUUGCUAUUAGUAUCGGUGCAGAAAGCUGCAGCAUGCAGUUGUGCGCAGGCUCAUCCUCAAACCAAGUUUUGUGAAUCAGAUUUUGUCGUCGUGGUGAGGGUGAAAAAGGUUCUCCCCGUGAAUGACUACGAGAUCGCUUACAAGGUCAAGAUAAACAGGGUAUUCAAGUCGAACCCAAAGGCCGACAUGGCACUGAUGCAGAACCUUUUACGGACACCGUCCACGGACUCGAUGUGCGGAGUGACACUGAACGUCGGCGACACAUACGUUCUAAACGGAAGAAUCGUCUCGGGAAGAGCACUAAUAUCGACUUGCGGGCUCUCGAUAAGAUGGGCCGACACGACUACUAGGCAACGCAAGGGAUUGAGACAGCUCUAUCAACAGGGCUGCGUGUGUGAUAUUCUGUAUACACACUGGAGGCGCAAGGGUGCCGUGCUAGAGUCCAGCGGUGGAAAGAAUUGCCUGUGGGAAAGCACACCAGGCCCCCAGGAUUGCCAAGAAAAAUACGGCGUAUGCAUGGCGUCACACAGCGGCUGCUCCUGGAUUCCCUCAGUUCCGUACAAAAAUUGUAUCAAGGAGUAUCAGCGUAAACGCGAGCAGCAAAGAUCGCGGGAACCUUAAUUGACACUUUCGUCUCGUGUUCCGUUCGUGUCUUCGUGCAAUGGGAAGCGGUCGAACUUAUCGUUUGUAAAAUGAUGCGACGCGACGUGUCUGCCAGACAAUUUGAUGACGGACGCGCCGCGUCAAAUAAGAGACGAUACAGCGAUGUGGUAUAGAGGUAGUUUGUGUAGCACGUAUAAAUGCAAGAGACCUGAACCUCUGCUAUAUAUUACAUAGAAUAAUUAGGUAACACGAUAGUUCAUUAAUGAGUUACCGCGUAGAUGCGCGAGACAGAAGAAUCCUCGUUCUUUAAUAAUAAAUAGUUUCAUUAAUUGUUGAAAGCAAUAACACUCUGCUUUGUAAAUUGCCUUAAUUUUUUUAGAGAGCCGUGUCUUCGAAUGAAAUCGGAUUUAUCUCAAAAUGGCAAUGCGUUAAGCCUUUGAAAAUAAAAUAAUAAAUAGGAGAGCUUUAGCACUCUACUUGUGAGGGAUGCAACUUUAUGUAUCUUUAUCGUUAACGAUGACGUUACUUUUCGAGCUAAUUUUGAUAUAGAUUUUGAUGCCAGGCAGAAACGAUUAUAUAUUGAGGAAUUGAUGUUAUGCAAUUUUAAGAAUCGCCUAUUGUUUGUUAAAUUAUUCAUGACUUAGAUUCGAUAAUAACAGCAUUGGCUAAUUUUAUCCUGUAGUUGGCAGUUUAACUUGUUUAACACAUUGUAGCUUGUAGCUAUAUCACAAACAGAAGAAGUAUUAGUUAAUUAUUAGUAGGUCUGACCGACGUUGUGGUGCAAUCAACCCUUAAUUAUUCGAUAAUUAUUAACGAGGAGUAAGUUUGCAUCGCUUAGAUAUUUUGAAACGCGUGGAUAUAUUAUCUAUAUGGACUUCAUCGCUGAAAUAUAUAUGAGCGACCUAUUUUCACGAUUAUUCUCUCGCUCUUAACAAGUUGUAUAUAUAUAUUAUGUAUUGUUAAUGUAUAUUAUGUAUUAUUAAAUUA
Cyphomyrmex costatus is the source of this 2066-nucleotide messenger RNA. RefSeq names its product Tissue inhibitor of metalloproteases (gene Timp). Gene Ontology annotation, molecular function: metalloendopeptidase inhibitor activity; protease binding. Gene Ontology annotation, biological process: negative regulation of membrane protein ectodomain proteolysis; negative regulation of endopeptidase activity. The transcript is spliced from 5 exons. The record is from RefSeq and is a predicted model, not a curated record. Gene Ontology annotation, cellular component: extracellular matrix. Bases 435 to 1097 code for a protein of 220 amino acids. Lineage: Eukaryota; Metazoa; Arthropoda; Insecta; Hymenoptera; Formicidae.